UGUCUGGUCCUUUCAGCUGCGCAGUUUGCCAGUGUCUCAGCUACACCUGCUCUGCCAAGCACUGCGUACUCCAUACUGUAAAAUCAAAGACCUGAAACUGAUUUUCUGUCGCCUCACAGCUUCUUGUGGUAGAGACCUCUCCUCAGUAUUUGAAACUAACCAGCAUCUGACAGAUUUAGAAUUUGUAAAAAAUACCCUCGAAGAUUCAGGAAUGAAUCUUCUGUGCGAAGGAUUAAAACAGCCCAACUGUGUAUUACAGACAUUGAGGUUGUACUGGUGCCUUAUCUCUUCUGCUUCUUGUGGGGCUCUAGCAGCUGUUCUUAGCACCAAUCAGUGGCUCACUGAACUGGAAUUUAGUGAGACAAAACUGGAAGCUUCAGCUUUGAAAUUGCUCUAUGAAGGCUUAAAAGAUCCAAAUUGCAAAUUACAGAAGCUCAAGUUAUGUGCUAGCCUUCACCCAGAAGGCCCAGAAGCUGUUUGCAAGUAUCUUUCUUGUGUUCUUAUUUGCAACCCACACCUCACUGAGUUGAACCUGAGUGAAAAUCCCUUGGGGGACAUAGGGGUGAACUAUCUUUGUGUGGGUCUCAGACAUUCCAACUGCAAAGUGGAGAAACUAGACUUGAGCACAUGUCACCUCACAGAUGCUACCUGUGUUGAGCUCUAUUCUUUCUUGCAAGAGAGUCAGACUUUAAAAGAGCUGUUUGUGUUUGCCAAUGUCCUGGGGGACACAGGAGUACAGCAUCUCUGCGAAGGUCUGCAGCACACAAAGGGUGUAAUUGAGAAUCUUGUGCUUUCUGAAUAUUCCCUCUCUGCAGCUUGUUGUGAACCCCUUGCCCAAGUCCUGAGCUCCACCCAGAGCCUGACAAGGCUGCUUCUGAUUAAUAACAAAAUUGAAGAUAUGGGACUGAAAUUGCUGUGUGAAGAAUUAAAACAGCCUGUCAUUUAAAAGAUCUGGCGUUAGCAGAAUGUCAUCUUACAGAUGCAUGCUGUGGAGCCCUCGCCUCUGUCCUCAACAGAAAUGAGAACCUAACAUUGCUAGACUUAAGUGGAAAUGACCUGAAGGAUUUUGGAGUGCAGGUGCUAUGUGAUGAGCUGAUUCAUCCAAUAUGUAAACUUCAGACAUUCUACAUUGACACAGAUCAUUUACAUAAAGAUACAUUUAGAAAGAUGGAAGUUUUAAAAAUGAGCAAGCCUGGAAUCACCUGGUAGUUUCCAAGGAGAGCUCCUGAAUUGACUGCAUAUGGACCCCUCCAUCUGACGCCGUCUUUAACAGUUGUGCAAUAUUAUUUUUCCAAACUGUUAACCUUUGCUGAGGAUGCUAGUGUGAAACAAGCAGCAGUGAUUGUUGUUUCUUACAUACAACUAUCCACUAAGUAGGAUGUAAAACGCAGAAGCACUUUAGUUUAAAUGCCUUCAGCAUAUAAUACCUUACAUUCAUAAUAUUUAUGUUGCAAUGUUUACUAUGCUUUUACAAGAACCCUCAGAGGUGGGAAGAUGAGGCUCUGAGAGGUUGUGACUAGCUCCAGGUCAUACAGCUCUUUAGAGGGAAGUCAAAACUGGAAUUUAUCCAGGUCUGUCAACACCCAGACCAUGCGUGGAAACAGUAGAAAAAACACACAUAAAUGAGUCCACUUAAAGAGACAAGGUACUUGAAAUGAUUAAACAACAAGAGAGUAUACAAACACAUGUUAUAUCUUAUGGUGCUGAUUUUAAAUACAUUUCUAAUUCAUGAAAGAAGAAUGAGCUGGACUAAUAGGGAAUGGCUUCAUGGAAGAGGUGAGACUUGAUGAGGGCCUUGAAGAGUGAGUAGGAUUAAGGUGAGAAUACAGUGGCCAGUGGCUAUAGGACUGCACGGCAACAGGGCUGUGUUUGUGAGCAGCUCACCAAAAGAGCCUAGGGAGAAAGAAAUGUUUGCACUAAAAUUUCUUGAGCUGCCACAAUAUCCAUAAUCCUAGGCUUCUGAGGGUGCUCUCCAGUUCCCAGUCUCAUCUCCCUUUCUGAACUUUGAAUACCUUCCGAAUGUGUUUGUAUUUGUUCAUGGCCUUCUAAGACUGACUCAGUCUUGAUCUCUGACAGCAUCUUACAUAGCCAAGCAUGGAUCCUAUACAACCCCCUGUUUUUCUCUCUGCCUAGCUUUCAUAAAACACCAGAUGAGGCAGUGGAGAAAGGGAGUGCCAGGCAACGAAAUAGCACAAAGUCAGUGAAAUAGUGAACAUGAUGUGGGAUCAACAGAAAGUAGGCCAGCCUUAUUAAAGUGUAGAGAUGUCUCCAGAAGCUAUAACUAGCUGUGUGACCCUGAAUAUGUCACUUGGAUUCCUGAAACCUCACUUUCCUUAUCUAUGAAAUGGGGAUAAGUUGACAUUAACCUUGCAGGGCUGUUUCCCAACAUGGUACUUUCCCCACAGUAGGCACCUGUUAGUUGUAGCUGUUUGCGUGUUUACCUGUAGUAUAACUCAGCUGUAUAAUGGAGCUCCUAGAUUUUCUUGCAGUGUAAAUCAUGUGAAGUGUGCAUUUGAACUAAAUGUAUGUGCUGGACACAAUGAACCUAGUGGAGGAAAAGACUCAUAGUGGGAAGUUAUUCCAGAAGAGAGGUUGUAGUAUAGCACAGCUGCUCCAUGGCUUUAUCCAUCAUCAUGUAUUGUUCUUCACUGCCCUGGGAGGUAGUAACACUCAAUAAGCAGACCAGGUCUAUUCUAAGAAAAAUGGUCAAGAGAGCAGUUUGUCUCCAGUUUUCUAAAGUUUUCUUUGCUUUUAGUUAUGUAACACAUUUAUUGCACAUUUAUUACGUGCCAGAUUUUGUGUUAAGUGUUGACUUGGCAGAAAUGAAUAUGCCUUUUCCUGUGCAAUUCCUCUACCGUGUUCUCUGACUGCCUUAGUCCGUCUGUCAGUCUGGAAAACAUCUGAUAAAACUCGGUCUCACUAAGAUCUUAAAGAUAUAAUGUUAAAUGAGAAAUUGCACAACCGUGUGUGUGCACAAUCCAGUUUGUGUACAAAAGGAUAUAUAUGCAUGUGUAUGUAUGUGUCCAGAAAAUCUAUGGAAGGAUAUAUACAAGAAACUGCUAACAGUGAUUACUCUGGCAAGAGGAAUUUGGCAAGCAGGGGCAGUGGGGAGAAGAGGAAAGACCUUUUCAUCAAUAGCCUUCUGUCGUACUUGGUGGUUUUUUUUCCUUUUUUUUUUUUAACCGUGUGCAUGUUUUACUUUUACAAUUAAUAAACAUGAUGUUAAAAUAAAAAUCAUAUUGAGGAG
Pongo pygmaeus (Bornean orangutan) is the source of this 3247-nucleotide messenger RNA. RefSeq names its product ribonuclease inhibitor-like. Gene Ontology annotation, cellular component: cytoplasm. Gene Ontology annotation, molecular function: protein binding. The transcript is spliced from 9 exons. NCBI's taxonomy places the organism in Eukaryota, Metazoa, Chordata, Mammalia, Primates, Hominidae. The coding region runs from base 212 to 946 and encodes 244 amino acids. The record is from RefSeq and is a predicted model, not a curated record. Gene Ontology annotation, biological process: cellular response to cytokine stimulus; negative regulation of inflammatory response; positive regulation of MHC class I biosynthetic process.